CCCUAAGCUUCUUCUUCAUCAAGACAGAGAGUAGCAGAAAGUAGGGCCGCUACCUUCAUCCUGGGCUAAGCUACUGCGGGAGUUUUCUUCUUCAGAAGAGCAGCUUCUGCAGUAGCUAAUAUAUAAAAAUUAUAAAUACGCUUUUAUUGUUUAAAAGUAUAUAAUAUAUAUAUAAGCAAAUAGAAAUAAUGGCUCGCUCUCUCUCUUCCCUUAAGCUCCUUGUUACUUCUGUUUCUGAUGGUCUUUCCCUUUCCAUCUCCCGGAGAGGGUACUCGGUUACACCGCAUGGAGCUGUGACGGCUGCCUUCGGUAGGGGAGGGUCCAGGCCUGGAAUGGUGGGGAAAGUUGAGCAGAGGGGUGUGAUGAAAGAAGAGUUGCGGGUUUCUACAGCUUGGGCCCCUGAUCCUGUCACUGGGUACUACAGGCCUGAGAAUUGCGUGGCGGAGAUUGAUGCAGCGGAGCUCCGAGAGAUGUUGUUGAAUCACAAGGUGAGACCACACUAGGAAGAUGCAGCAUGUGAUGACACACAGCAGAGCAGAUCAUUUGCUGUUCUUGAGCUUCAAAGAUUGGGGGUUCUUUUCUUUGGUUUUUUCAGCCUGUUUGUUGUAUUCUAUCACUCUUUUUCUUUAGAGUCUCUAUCAUCAUUAUAGUGUUGACAACGAGUGGAGUUGUGUGGUGAACUUUAAUCUAAUGGAGAUAAGUACUAGUUACUUUUCUAACUAGUAAUGAUCAAAUCAAA
Molecule: messenger RNA, 739 nt
Organism: Theobroma umbraticum
Lineage: Eukaryota; Viridiplantae; Streptophyta; Magnoliopsida; Malvales; Malvaceae
Gene: DI21
Product: drought-induced 21
Biological process (GO): response to stress
Cellular component (GO): mitochondrion
Source: RefSeq, a predicted model, not a curated record